Molecule: messenger RNA, 1598 nt
Organism: Salmo salar (Atlantic salmon)
Lineage: Eukaryota; Metazoa; Chordata; Actinopteri; Salmoniformes; Salmonidae
Gene: anxa14
Product: annexin A14
Cellular component (GO): plasma membrane; vesicle membrane; nucleus
Molecular function (GO): phosphatidylserine binding; calcium-dependent phospholipid binding; calcium ion binding
Source: RefSeq, a predicted model, not a curated record
GGCGGGUGCAAUAAGGGCAGUUUUGUUGUUGUAAGGGCAUUUCAGCUACUUGCUCACCUUUCGUUCUGACUACUGGUUUUCAGGUUAAAUUCAGACAUGGACAUUGAGUACUUGCCAUCAUUUGAGAUGGCCUGGGGUACCUUGGGUACUAUAAGGCCCUUCCUUAACUUCCAUGCUAAGAGAGAUGCUCUGAACAUUCAGGCUGCCCUGGAACAGAAAGAUGUACUUACUCUGAUAAAUAUCCUGACCAACCGCAGUAAUGCUCAAAGACAAAUCAUCGCUCAGACCUUCAAAACCAUCACAGAGAAGGAGCUGUCCUCUGGGCUGAAGAAGGCCCUGUCUGGGGAGUUGGAGAAUUUGCUGUUGGCCUUGCUGAUGACCCCACUGCAGUUUGAGGCCUAUCGUCUGAGACAAUCCAUGGAGGGCAUUGGUACAGAUGAGGAGGGUUUGCUAGAGAUUCUGUGCACCAGGUCACCCAAGGUGCUUGCCAACAUCACCGCUACCUACAAGGAGCAGUAUAAUAAGGAUCUAGAGACGGACCUGAAGGGUGAGACCAGUGGGGACUUUGCCAAACUCGUCCUGGCCUUACUCAAGAAGAAAAAGGUAGUAGGACUGGUGCAAAGAGACACAGAGGCUCUCUCUGAAGCUAUCAAUCAGGCGAAGGCAGAUCCUGGACCAUGGAUCACCAUUCUGACUACCAGAGACUCUGAACAUCUUAACAAAGUGUUCGUCAAUUUGGAGAGUGAGAAGCAAGAGACAGUGGAUGAAGCAAUAGAGAAAGCAUUCAGUGGAGAUGUGAGACUUGGGCUGAAAACAUUGGGUAAAACACUGGAAUUGCGUUGCGUACAGAGUCCAAACCUCUACCUGGCUCAGAGGCUGGAGACCAUGAAGGCAGCCAUAGUCCAGGGGGUGAUGGUGUCCCACAGUGAGAAGGAUCUGCUAUGUGUGAGAGUGGCUUAUCUCAGACAGACAGGCACCUCACUCUAUACAGCCCUACAGAAACAAUUCAAAGGAGAUCACCUACAAGCACUGCUGGCAAUCUGUCGAUCUGAAGACUAAAGGAAUGAGUUUUGUGUACAAUUUCACAUUAGCUCAGCCUAUACAUUACUAUUCACAUUUGAGUAUUUACAGUAUACAUAUGUAGGAUCUUAAUUUGAGCCAGUUUGCUACAGCAAGAAAAUAAUCCUGCAACAACUGGAUAUGUGAAUUGUUAUGUGGAUUAUAAUUAAUACCAAAUAUUGUAGCGGUUGAUACAUUUUCGUAAGGAAAAAUCAAGUCUGAAAUCAAGUGAAAAUUACAAACUUCAGAAGUCUUUUUAAACCGCAAAUACACUACAAGUUUUACAUUCCCUGCAUUGCAGGAAAGUUCUCCUUCAACACGGUGAUCAAAUUAAGAUCCUACAUCUGUAUUGCUCUAUGUCUCAUUCCUACACGGUAAUACAAGAAAAUAAAACGUUGUCCUAUUGCUAAUGCUCAUAAUGCCUAAUAUGACAGUAAAGUCACACCUUCUACUCAUUUUUUCUAUGAUUCCUUGAAGUGUACUUUAAUCUGAAGUGUACAUCCAUACUUUUCUGAAAAUAAAAAUUGGAUUACAAUCAA